Molecule: messenger RNA, 886 nt
Organism: Homalodisca vitripennis (glassy-winged sharpshooter)
Lineage: Eukaryota; Metazoa; Arthropoda; Insecta; Hemiptera; Cicadellidae
Exons: 2
Coding region: 88-423 (111 amino acids)
Source: RefSeq, a predicted model, not a curated record
CAGUCUUUUGUAAGAAGUGUGUGAGAGGUUAUUAUUGUUUCAAUUGUAUUCUAAAAGUUGGUUUUAUUUACUUAUUAUAUUGUUCCAAUGGAUGAAGAACCCAGUAAUAGUAGAGGCAAAAAGUUUAAGUACGAGUCAAGUUGGAAGAGAAAUAAAAUCAAACAUGCAACAGUAAAAGGUAAUGAAUAUGUUGACUACAAGAAUAGGGUUGUUCCUGCUGUUACUUCUGGACCACAUUGUGGAUGUAAACAGGAGUGUACUCAACGUCUGGCUGAAAGUGAAGGUGAAAUAUUUGUUAGAUUAAGAAGUUUUGACACGAAGAACGAGCAAGACGUGUUCCUACAAUCUCUAAUAACAAGCCAAAAUGUAAAAAAAAAAACACAGGCACAGAAAACAAGUAGCAAAUGCAAGGACGUCUCAUGAAGAAAACUUCAAUUCUUAUGUAAUCGUAGGAGAUCACAAAGAGCAGGUAGGAUUAGUAGGCUAGUAGUGGUCACCUAGUCAGUAAUGGUCACUUACAGUGCAAAAUUGUAAUUUCCAUGGCUAACCAAUCAGAUUACAGCUCAUUUAUACUUUUAAUGCAUUCAGAAACAUCUGUUUUAUAUACCUGGAUUCCUAUUGGCUAGUUGCCAGUUCUCAUCAUCUGUGUGAAAAAGAACUUCAGGUCCACCUUCACAUUAUUUACAGAUUUCUUCUCCAUCAAGGUAAGAGCAUACUCUUUUUUAUCAAGUAGCAUCUAAGUUUUGUAAAUGAAAGGGGGGAGGGAGUCUGCGUCAAAUAUAGCAAAAAACAUAUUUUUAACAACAAUUUUUUUAUUUGUUUAAAUUAUUCUUCAAUAUUUCCCUGACCCAUUUAUAUAAGUAUAACCAUGGAAAUAUCAUUUUAU